AUGGUCACCGGUACUAACAUGUCCUUUUUCCUUUCAGGUCACAACCUCAUUGGCAGGAUAUCCUGCCACUCAAGCUGAGCACCUGGCUGUAUCUCUCUUGUCAAGUCCCUCCCCCCAUGUCAUACAGGUAGUCCAACUCAUUUACCCAAACCACUUUCUCUUAGCUUCACAGCCUAAGAACGGCCCUUAGCUGUGGUAUGUUGACCAACAUAUACAGAACCUGGUGAACAGGAAGCUACAACAAUAAGUAAGGAUGACUAAUUAUGACUGACUGUUCACUUUCGCCUGGUCUUUAUUUAAAAGUAAGAUUUAUUUUAUUUUAUUAACCUUUAUUUUAUUAAUCUGCUUGGAUAAAUAAAGGUUAGAUGUAUCAAACAAAAAUAGCAAAUCAUAAUACGUUUUAUUUGUAGAGAGAAAUCUUUUUCCUGAAAUAAUUCAGUAACUAGGAUACAUCGGUUCAUUUUCCCCAGCCGUGUGUUUUGUGCUCUUGUCUUAUCACGUUCCUCACUUGUCAUCCCCAAGAAGAGAAACGAUCCAAAGUGAAGAAGCCGAAGUUUGAGUUCCCUGUUUAUGAGCCUUCCCUCACGGUCGCAGACAGUGCGUACUCACCAGUGUACGACCAGGGAACGUCCAUCGAGGAUAUCGAAGACCAGAUGGAUGACUGGCUCGAGGAUAAGACGUCUCAGAAGAAGAAGGUGGGUCCACAAUAUUUUCCCGCUGUGAAAAGGUUUGUUCCACGACAUUAGUUAAAGUUUUAUUUGCCAUUUGUAGGUAUAGUUUGACAGUUACCAGAGUUUGAUCUGUCUAAUAGAACCUAUUCUAGGAUCAAGUAAGGCAAAUUGCAUGAAUUUGAGGCAACAAGCGAGAUGGAAUCGAUUUUGGAUGGUCAUUAUUGUGUUAUGUUCACCAAAAAUCCCUCAAAUUCCUGCUUUUUUUCCCCCCAACAGUGAUUUGCGGAAAAAACAGAGAAUUUUGGGAACGUUUAUGGAAUUUUGCAGCCCUAGACCACCGUAAGCCACAAUGGCUUUGUCUUUGAUCUAGUCUUGUUUGUCGUUUCCUCAGGCACCGGAGAGGACAUCACUCUUCUGACAAGGAGUAGGGCCAAGUUCCCUGGGGGAACACCUGGACGCUGGGAGAAGAUCGCCCACGAACUAGGAAGAUCGGGUGACCAAUGUGAGUAUACAUUGGGAACGGGUGGUGCAUGGAAAACUCUGGACUCAGACGGAGGGAAUGUGGAUGUUUUGUCUGUCUUAGACAAAUAUAUGGCAAAAUUAACAUUUUGUGUUUAGAAAUGUAAUAGACUAGUAGCUUGCUCUCGUCUAAGAAAAAUUCCAAACAUUGUGAUCCUUUGCAGGUUACUGCAAAAGUCAAACAAGUUAAAGACGGUCAAACCAACACAUCAGUUUCUUUUUACUUUAACUUGUGGGACUUACUGCAAAGGACCACUUUAUUUUUCAGUUUUUGCCUUAUCAUGGCAAAUGUUUUAUUUAUUCUACAAUCAUGCAAAGUUUAAUAAGAGAUGAAAAUGUAAUACAGCUGAAUCCAUGAUAUUACUCCCAAUACUGAAGCACCAUUUGUAUUUAAAUGUCAUGUUUGAUGUCCAUGAGAAGACUAGGAUGAUGUUUGGAAUAUAGCCAUUCCAGUUCAAACUUGUUCGGAAAUGAGUGCUGUGUCAAGUAAUUUUAAUUGAUAGAUUAUAUUUGACAACUGCACCAUUGUUUUUGUUGGGUUAUAAAAAUGUCCCCUUUUGAAUUGAAUACUUUAUUAUCAGCAGAGAGACAGCAUCUAAAACUUGUACCUCUCUCUGAUGCGGGGCUGGUGAAGCUCUCGGCGCUCAAGGCCCAGGGCAGCAGCGCUCUCCCAGGAAAGGGCUCCAAAGCUGGGGCCGGAGCCGUACCUGACAGCCUCAUGACCCAGCGUGAAGACCCGCAACCCCAGCCUCCGGCAGCAGCCACGGCAGAGGGGAUGAAGAAGACUCCAGCAUCCAGCAGGUGGUGUCAGGAGGAGGCAAAAAGACUGGGGGCGGGGGACAGGGGACGAGGACAGAGGGACGAGGACCGAGGGACUUUGACCCCGCAGCUGAGGAGGACAGCGGGGAGGAGCAGAGUCCGCCCGCCUCCUCAGUCCCACAACUGUCCAAGGAGAAGGCCAUUUUUUUGUGUCCGCUUAUGUAUAAGGUUUCCUGAAGCAAUUUCGAUGAGUGUCAGCAAGUUAGCUGUAGGUAGGUAGAAUAACAUGGAAAUAACCAAACUUAAAUUCUCAUGAAUAGCUGAGAUGGUAAACAUGAUUUAAUUUUGGAUGGUGAUGGACCUAUAACCUUUUCCCCUACUCUUUUUCAGGAGGAGUGUAUGAUCCGUUUGGCUGAGCUGGUGCUGAAAAGGAAGCAGGCCAAGAGCUGA
This is a messenger RNA of Coregonus sp. 'balchen', 2399 nucleotides long. Lineage: Eukaryota; Metazoa; Chordata; Actinopteri; Salmoniformes; Salmonidae. The record is from the annotation of a GenBank genome assembly.